AAAAAUAUAUCGGCAUCAAUCCAGCUCAAGGAGCAUAACUCCAAAAGAUAGAUCGGUUGGGGAUAGAAUCAAAACCCGAGAAUUUAUGCCGAAAUGAACACCUCAAUCAACUCAUUGCUUCUACAUAAACCCUCUUCUUACAGGAGAAAUGCCUAGUGCAAAAUAGAGCAACAAAGCUGUUUAGUUAGAAAGAGAAAGAUGGGUUGGUUAUGGCCAGAGAGAAGGGGUCCAGCAUGGAAGCAAGGAUGGGCAGAGCAUACUAUAGCCUCCAUCUCACCACCUCCUUUUCCUUUGCUUGCCAUUUUCUUGAUAAUUUUUCUCCUCCUCUUUGUUUCAUCCUAUUUUAACUAUAAGUAUCAGAUGCAGCAUACUUUUAUCCACUUCAAGUUGUUUCUCUUGUUCUUGCCUGUUCUACUGAUCUUUAUUGCUAAGCUUGUAUCGAAAACUGAGAGGCCCUUUUUCCCUGCUACAAAAGCAGUAUAUGGCACGGUUCGUCCAAACUGGGACUUGCCUUGGGGUGUGGCAGUGCUGCUGGUGGUGCUUCUGGUGAUGGUCUCUUACCAGUCAUCUCUGCGGUCGGUCUGGUCUCCGCUUGUAUGGAGGUCUGAUUAAUGAUUACAUGUAUAUAGCCAAUUCUGUCGGUGUUUAAAAUUUAGCCACCUUCUUUGAUAGGAUAUAUAUGUAGUAUUUACUCUUGAUGUUAACUCUUGAUGAUUAUGUUAUGAGGAAUUUUAGAGUUACAAUAA
This is a messenger RNA of Ricinus communis (castor bean), 746 nucleotides long. RefSeq lists its product as uncharacterized. The record is from RefSeq and is a predicted model, not a curated record. NCBI's taxonomy places the organism in Eukaryota, Viridiplantae, Streptophyta, Magnoliopsida, Malpighiales, Euphorbiaceae. The transcript has a single exon. The coding region runs from base 199 to 612 and encodes 137 amino acids.